AUGACGGAACUCCCCGUCUGCGUCUUUGUCUCGGGUCACGACACCUUGAGUAGCGUCGCUAAGCGGCUGCCGGAGCAAUUCAUUGAGGACUCGAAAUACGAAGCGGUGGGAAUGAGGGAGAUUAUCACAGGCGCUACAGACUGGGACUGGGAAGGGGUAGAAGGGGAGAAGGAAAGGGAUUUUGGGUGGAGGACUGCUUAUCAGCAGGAAAAUGAAACCGGCAGUAGUAGUCAUGAGGAGAAAGGGGAUGGGGUUGGGUUAUUCGAGAAGGGGGGAGUAGGGUUCCAUGAGAGGGAGACGCCGGCUAGAGAGAGACCAGAGGUAUAUGCUACGCCAGACAGAAAGAGUGGGAUGUUGGUUUUGGAGUUUGAGGGUAGUAAGGAGUGGGCGAGGGGGAUGGGUAUUGGAAAAGAAGGAGUGAGGAGGUUUUUGGAGGUUUUGGGAUGUGUUUUGGGUGGUGAUUUGGGUCCUCACGUGAGGUAAGUAGUGAAGUAGGCUGGAUGGAGAAAAGUGUAUAUCGGGUCAAAAUUGUCUUUUGGUUUUUUGCAAAAAACAUUUUGUUGGUUUCUUUUGUUACUUCCUGACUAGCUUUCUUGCUUUGAUUUUGUUUUGGUAGAAAGCAGGCGCGGGGCUUGACAAUGGUCCAGAUGCGAGUAUCGCCUAAACAAGAGG
Messenger RNA from Neurospora tetrasperma FGSC 2508, 672 nucleotides. RefSeq lists its product as uncharacterized. NCBI's taxonomy places the organism in Eukaryota, Fungi, Ascomycota, Sordariomycetes, Sordariales, Sordariaceae. Bases 1 to 483 code for a protein of 160 amino acids. The transcript has a single exon. The record is from RefSeq and is a predicted model, not a curated record.